Molecule: messenger RNA, 1695 nt
Organism: Penicillium canescens
Lineage: Eukaryota; Fungi; Ascomycota; Eurotiomycetes; Eurotiales; Aspergillaceae
Product: tetratricopeptide repeat protein
Exons: 1
Coding region: 1-1695 (564 amino acids)
Cellular component (GO): intracellular anatomical structure
Molecular function (GO): protein binding
Source: RefSeq, a predicted model, not a curated record
AUGACAAAAGCUUCGAUGAUGGACGAGUAUCCCUACAAUCUGGGGUCAUUCAAGAGGACCAUCACCACGACCAGCCCGGAAGCCCAGACGUGGUUUGAUCGUGGCCUGACAUGGGCAUAUUCCUUCAACCACAAAGAGUCAGCCGCGUGUUUCAAGCAGGCCAUCGUGCAUGAUGAGUCUUGUAUGAUGGCCUACUGGGGAUUGGCCUACUCUCUUGGUCCCAACUACAAUCAGCCUUGGGACUUUCUCGGCAACGAGUUGAAAUCCGUUGUUGAGAACACAUACCGAGCUGCAUGCAAAGCAAAACAGCUUGCCGCCAAUGCAUCGCCUGUGGAGCAGGCUCUCGCAAAGGCAAUCGCUGCUCGCUAUCAGAGUGACCAGCCUGCCAAUAUGGAACAGCUAGCUGCCCAGAAUGUCGCAUACGCUGAUGAAAUGCAAGAAGCAUAUGAAAGCUUCCCUGAUGAUUUGGACGUGGUCACUCUUUAUGCCGAUGCAAUGAUCAGCCUCACCCCCUGGAAGCUGUGGGAUUUGGUCACUGGAAAACCAAACCCUGGAACCCGGACUAUGGAGGCGAAAAGGGUUCUCGAGAAGGCUCUCGAACAGAAAGAUUCCUUAAAGCACCCUGGACUUCUACACAUGUACAUCCAUCUUGUUGAAAUGUCGCCUUUCCCAGAGCUUGGCUUGAGGCCCGCUGACCACCUCCGCGAUCUUGUUCCAGAUGCGGGCCACAUCCAUCAUAUGCCCUCUCAUUUGGACGUCCUGGUCGGAGACUACCGCAGUGCUGUGCGUGGUAAUCAGCGCGCCGCAAUUGCCGACGAAAAAUGGCUGCAAAUCGAAGGCCCUUUUAACUUUUACUCAGUUUAUCGUCUACACACUUAUCACUCACUUAUUUACGCAGCCAUGUUUGCCGGUCAGAAGCAGGCUGCCUUUGACGCUGUGGACCGCAUGGAAGCGACCCUACCCUAUAAAUUGCUAUCCGCCAUGUCAGACUACAUCGAGGUUUUCAUGUCUGUACGCGCUCAUGUCAUGAUUCGAUUCGGCAUGUGGGAUGAAAUAAUCCAGAUGCAAAUCCCCACAGACCCGGAAAUAUAUUGCAUGACGAUAGCCAUCACACACUAUGCCAAGGGUGUAGCAUACGCGGCUACCGGAAAGAUUGCGGAGGCAGAGCACCAACGUGAACUAUACCGAGCAGCGCGGCAGCGAGUUCCAGACACCCGCUUGGACUGGCCCAACAAAUGCGUCGAUAUCCUUGGGGUGGCAUCAGAAAUGUUAGAUGGGGAGAUCGAGUAUCGCCGCGGAAACUACAAGGAAGCAUUCGAAGCUCUGCGCCGUUCAAUUGAGUUGGAUGAUGGGUUGGGAUACAGUGAGCCCUGGAGCUGGAUGCAGCCAACCCGCCAUGCAUAUGCUGCGCUUUUACUAGAGCAAGGUCAUGUGGAGGAUGCGGCAGUUGUCUACCGUGCGGAUCUGGGUCUUGAUAGUACUCUCAUUCGUGCGCGACGGCAUCCGAAUAAUGUAUGGGCUUUGCAGGGCUAUCAUGAAUGUUUGGUGCGUCUUGGUCGGACUGAUGAGGCAAGUGUUAUUCAGCCGCAGCUGGCUAUUGCGGCUGCUGUUGCUGACGUUCCUGUGACUUCGUCUUGCUUCUGUCGAUUGGAUACUUUCGAGGCGCCUAAUGUUGGGAAAAGGUGCUGUCAAUGA